Molecule: messenger RNA, 3903 nt
Organism: Lineus longissimus
Lineage: Eukaryota; Metazoa; Nemertea; Pilidiophora; Heteronemertea; Lineidae
Product: homocysteine-responsive endoplasmic reticulum-resident ubiquitin-like domain member 2 protein
Exons: 8
Coding region: 124-1374 (416 amino acids)
Biological process (GO): endoplasmic reticulum unfolded protein response
Molecular function (GO): protein binding
Source: RefSeq, a predicted model, not a curated record
CCCGGGUGCUUUCGUCAAUUUCCGUACUGUUUAGGUAGACAUUUGCAUCAUCCUCCUCGUCCUGGACGUUCCAAUAAUUUAAUUAUUUUGAUUGGCAGAGAAAAGAAGGAUAAACACAUCUGAAUGAUGUCUGCACUCGAUGUCAACAUGCCAGUCACACUGGUUGUGAAGGCACCAAAUCAAAAGAUUGCUGAUCAAACGGUGGAGUGUGCUCUUGGCUGGACUAUCAGGAAGUUGAAGGCACAUUUGUCAUCCAUUUAUCCAAACAGACCGGAGCAACAUCAGCAGAAACUCAUCUAUUCUGGCAAAUUACUGAAGGAUCAUUUGAUGUUGAAAGACGUUUUACGACAAUAUGAUGAAAGUACGACGCACACCGUUCACCUGGUCUGCUCUGGUGUCAAUAAUGGAUCUGAAUCUUCAUCAACGAACUCACAGGAGUCAGCCUCAAAUAGUCGCAUUCCUGUCAAUGAAAAUACGACACCUGCCACAUCGAUGACACCUCCGCCGAACACGGAUGGUUUGAGGCACCGAGACACGCAAUAUACGCCAACGUCAAUGACACAUCCCUAUGCCAAUCAGUUUUAUGGUGCUACUUCAACUCCAAUGGCUAUGCCACAAUACACCCAGAUGAAUGCCUUCAGUCCCUACGGUGGAGCCAUGAAUCCACAACAGUUGUACUGGAUGCAGCAGAUGUAUGCACAGCAGAUGACGCAGUACAUGCAGAUGCAGUAUAUGCAACAAGGAAUGCAACAGACACCAGUCUCCCAAGCUAUGCCUGACACGCCACAACCUGCUGCGCCUCCUAUCGCCCAACCAGCCAACAAUGCCCCGGCCAACAACAACAGACCACAGGCAAAUCCAAACAUAGUGAUGAAUGCACAGGGUGGAGCCAUGUUGGAUGACGAGGAGGAAGGCAACCAAGAUUGGUUAGACUGGUUCUACACCCUGUGUCGUAUUGGCGUCCUCAUGAGCAUUGUUUAUUUCUACUCAUCGAUAUCUCGUGCGAUUCUCGGUUUUGGGUUCUUCCUGUUGAUGUACUUAUAUCAAAUUGGCUGGUUCCGACUUCAAAGACGAAACAUCGAGCCGAGGCCACCAGUGGCACCAGUGCAGCCUGAACCUCCACAGCCGGCACCACAACCGGAACGACCACAACAAGAGAAUAAUGAAUCUGAGAGAAGCAACGAAACUGAUACAGACGAGAAUGAUGGUGGUGCAGAUGGAGACAGUGAUACAUCAGCAACCACAGAGAGCCAGGAGCCGCCCCAAGAACCACAGACGCCUCAACCAAAUGUCCUGGAAGUCACCUGGAUAUUUGUAAAAACAUUCUUCACGUCAUUGAUGCCUGCGCAACCCCCUGUCAUCAACGCAAACUGAUUGGUGCUGAUUUAUAAGUGGGAGUUUGAAAAUAUAUCAGCUAGUGAAUUAUCCCCGAAGUUGUUAGUACAUAUCCAUUUCUGAUUCUUGGAUGAAGUAUGACAUUUUCUCCCCUUGGAAAGCAACGUGCAAACUUCGUUUGUUUAGGCUGGUGCUGGAAUUUCAGUAUCUUCAUGAUUCAUGCCUUCAGAUACAGGUUGGUGUUUCAUAACUUCAGAAGUUCAAAAGUUAUGUUUUCUUGGAGCUCGGUAUGCCUGGUCCCGAUUCAUAUUGAGUUAGCUUUUAGCCGAUGUUGAUAUGAUGCCUUGAAGCUUAUGUCGGUGACUGAUUUCAAUGUAAUUUUCAAAUUUUAUUGUUGAUGCUUUCACCAUGUAUCCGAUUCCGAACGAAUUUUAAUAUUUUUUCUGUGAUAGGGAAAAUUGGAAAAAAAGGUACUUUUGCUCAGGGGGCACAAACAUGUUAGAUGGUUCUAGAUAACUUCCAUUUCUUAAUGGGUCUAUUUCUAGUCAGAAAAAGUGAAGUAAAUUUGUUGGCUGUAUUUGACUGAUGUUGCCCUAAGCAAGAAUGCAUAUGUUUGGUCAUGGUCUUGUGUUAUGAAUAAUAUAUGGGACAAGGUGUUCAUGGUGUGAUUUUAAAAUCAUUCAUUUGCAUUCUUGUAUUAAACAUGUACUGUGCUGAUAGUAUCCCAGAACACACCUCUGUUGUUCAAGAUAAUUUUAAUGAUUUGGGUGAGGUUGCAGGGAUAUGAUAUGUAGCAUUUCUGUUUUACUCAGCUUAGAUUUGAUAUGAAGUCUGUUGUGUUCAAUGCAUGAGCUGGCUUGAUUGAUGGAAAUAUUGUAAAUAAUACAUGCUUUUAAAAUCAGACUUAGUCUGAUUACUGUAUGCCCCCACACUUCUGCAAACUUAUUGUUGAAAAACAUCAAAUUUAGGUCCUGGUUCUGUUUCAGCAAAUGGAUGUAUUUCUCAUUCUUCAAGCUUAAUCACCACUUGAAUAUUCUGUAACGAUACUCAUAAUAUUUCCCCCUUCUACUAGAGAAAAGUCAUAGAAAUGGUAUGUUUGCACAAAUAUUGGGGUUUGCAGUAUACAAUGUAAAUGUACAGUGUAUAUAAAUUAUGUAUAUAAAAUGUAAAAACUAUAUUUAUGUGUAUAUUGUACAUGGGAUUACAUGUACAUCAGCCGUAUCCCAAUUGGGACACAAACCGAUGAUAUCAGAUAAAAUUGAGUGGGGAAUUGGUAUGAUAUGUCAUCAUUGAGUUCUAGAUUUGCUUAAACUGAAAACAAAUUCAUUAGAUUUUUGGCGAUUAUUUGAACUAACUGGCAUUGGUAGAUCCUGUGCGUGAUCCGAUUUGAGCUUGAUGGUGUAAACUCACCUCAUCGCUCAUGGUUUGUGUGCAUAGUGUAAGCUAGAGUGUCCCAAAACACUUUUGAACAUUGUAAACCCGAACAGUUCAUUACUAAUGCUUCCUAGAAUAGUAGUAUUAUGUCUGUUGCUUUUUGGUAAUUGUCCUGGCACGAGCUGGUUCUUGGAUUCAUACUAAAAAGGUUUUCAUCGGAAUUGGUACAAUCAGAACAUACUGCUCAGAGGCUUACAUUACAACGAUCGGUCAUGUCAAUAUCAUUACAUGUGUAUCAUUCUAUGAUUUAUUAGGAUUGAGGGAAUCUUCCAUCGUGAGGUCAUCAGUCCAUAGUGUGUUACAUGUACAGAGUCGGAUUCUGCACAUUUGGGUUGACGUCAUGUUGUUGCUGGGCACAUCAUGUUCAUUACUGUGUAGAGAACACCUGUUUAACUAUGUCUCUCAUCAGCACUAGUUGACUCGUUGUGGUUUUCAUCUGGAAAUUUUUUCGUAUUUUGGGGGUCGUUUUGUGAUAUUUGAAAGAACAGUGUACAUGUACAUGUAGGACAAUCAUUGUCCCCACUCGUACACGUAGCAAUGUUCUGUAGAGCUGUGUUUUAUGGGUCAUGAUGGUACCAUUCAUGAAAAUGUGCCCUUUCAUAUGUUUUUUGUGGCCGUACAUUUACAUGUAGACAUAUAUUUGCUGAGCUGCAUGUUUUGCUAACAGUUGACAUGAAAUAACAAUAACAGAAGAUCACAUAUUAUGAUGUUCAGUACAUUGUAAAAGCUGACUAGGUAGAGUUGGUUUCUGAUGAUUCUUUUCAAUAUCUAGGGGCAUCCUCUGCAUCAUUUUAUCAGUGGUCAGUACUCACAACUUUAAAGUAAUGUAGUUUAAGCAGAGGCUUUUUGAUGGCUGUUGUUCUUGAAAUUCUUGAACUUCUGUAACUAGCUUGGUGGUGUCCAAGCUGCAUAUCAUUUCAGGUUCUUGAUAAAGAAGAAAGAAAGGACAUAAAAUUGUCUCGCACUGAAUAUGUUCUGUGCAGCUUGCACAUCAUCAGAUUUAUAAUCCUUUCCUGAAGAAACCAAUUGUUGUUCCCUGAGAUUGUAAAUGUGACCGUCAUGGAAACAUUUUUCACCAUUUAUAGAAUACAGAAUCUAUUUUGCAGCAAUAAAACAUUAUUGAUUGAAACAUAA